Molecule: messenger RNA, 3570 nt
Organism: Prinia subflava (tawny-flanked prinia)
Lineage: Eukaryota; Metazoa; Chordata; Aves; Passeriformes; Cisticolidae
Gene: HOXD4
Product: homeobox D4
Exons: 2
Coding region: 1859-2572 (237 amino acids)
Biological process (GO): anterior/posterior pattern specification; positive regulation of transcription by RNA polymerase II; embryonic skeletal system morphogenesis
Cellular component (GO): nucleoplasm; nucleus
Molecular function (GO): RNA polymerase II cis-regulatory region sequence-specific DNA binding; DNA-binding transcription factor activity, RNA polymerase II-specific
Source: RefSeq, a predicted model, not a curated record
CUCUUUUUUCCCGAGAGCAACUAACUCCAGCUUUUAAUCUCAUCUUUUUCACCAACCGCUGUUUCUGUUGUCGGCUGUUUUACUUCUGUUUCGAUUUUUUUAGAAAUUCUUGUUUAUUUUGGGGGGUGGAUUUCUAAUUAUGGAGAAUCUCUUCAGAUUCGUAUUAGCCUAAAUAUUUAAAGACUCCUUACUAAAUUACUUUAACCAUUAUUAUUCUAAAUAGCGCAAUUUGACCGACCACGUCCAUUUUCCAUAGCGAGGACGUAAAAGGCAGAGAAUUUAAAGAAAGCGGCAGGUCUUUCUGAGAAUUUGGUAGGCGAAAUUCGUCGCUACGAAUUGGUGGAGGGUCUUAUCGCUCUAUUGCAGCAAUAAUAACUAACGUGAAUCUUUUCUGAAAUCCCACCUUCCUGCAAAUCUGUAUUCCAGAACUGAGUCCCAGCAGAAUAGUUUACAUUCCUCAGAAGACAGUAAGAGACUAAGAGAAUUGCAAAGACCUGCUAUAUUGUAGAUGAAAACAGAAUGUUAUUACGUUGUCUAUAUAUACCCUGUAGAACCGAAUUUGUGUGAUAUUCAUAUAGUCACAGAUUCGAUUCUAGGGGAAUAUAUGGUCGAUGCAAAAACUUCACCUUUCUGCAAAUGGUUAGAAGUUAAAAUACUGGCGGAAUCAAGAGGCAUGUGCGUGCUGAACACUCAGAAAUUAUAAAAGUUUGGUGCCUCGCUUCUAUUCGCUAGGUUUUAGGACGUUUCUUAAAACUUCAGUUCUCGUUCAGUCCUAACUCUCACUGACAAUCUGUGAAUUUAAACAGUUAAACUCACCAGAAGUUACAAAUUUUCUGGGGAAAAAAAAAAAGAUAUUAUCUACCAAUCAGUGAAUGAGUCUUUUAUAAGAUACUCAUAAAUUAGCUAGAUAUGCCAGACGUUAGCAAAAUUUCCCUGUCAAGGGUCCAGAUCGCAUCAAAAUAUUUACGACAGCAGCAAAAGCAGCAUUCGCCUCACUGGAAUGUAUUUACUUGUGCUCCAGGAAUCAUAUUGAUGAAUGAAGACCGAAUUUAUCUCAUUAAACCCGUGAUAUUUUUAACCUAAUUAAAUGACGUCUCUAGUUCAAUUGAUUGAACUUUAGUGGUUAAAAGUGAACUCUUUCUUGCCAUCUGUAUGAUUUUACAUGCAUGCAUGUAUAGAUUUAGAAAUACACGUUGGCGUUUGCAUCUGUGCACGCACACGUAUGCACACGUAUAUAUUGAGGCUUGAAAGUGAAUGAGAAGUUACUGAUUGCCUAAUUUUAUUCAGCAGAACUAAAUUCUGGUAACUUUUGGAUGACCUCUGCUAGACAAAGACAGGACAGAUCUAUUGUACGUCAUAUUACCCUCUUCUUUGAUGGCUUUUCUUUUCCUCGCCUGCUUAUCAGUUUCUUCCCUUUUAACCCCGCUUCAGCUCAUCGCUCUGUAUAUUCCUUUCGAUCCUUUUUCUUAUUUUAUUUAAAGCGAGGUAGCAAGCCCCGGUGGCGAUCCUGGCUAGCAGAUCAGGCGGCAGGGCAGCAUCCCCCGGGGCUGGGGAAGGCGGCUCAGACAAAAGGCUGUGGGCAGGGCAGCGGCCGCCGCCCCGGGGUACCCCGACACCUCCGGUACCUGGUUUGCGGGUGCGGCCCGCCGGAGAGGGGGGUCACUCGCUUAGAGGGAUGUUAUUGAGUGGAAUCGCUGGAAAUGCGGGGAAAUGCGGCGGUGGGCGCCCGGCUCCCCAUUGGCCGGGCCGGUCACAUGCCCGCCUAACUUUAUUCAGUUGACAGCAAGUAGGAGGGCUCUAUGGCAGGGGAAAAAAAGACAACACGAGAAAAAUUAGUAUUUUCUACCUUCAGAAAUUAAUGGCCAUGAGUUCGUAUAUGGUGAACUCUAAGUAUGUGGAUCCCAAAUUUCCUCCUUGCGAGGAAUAUUUGCAGAAUAGCUACUUAGGCGAGCAGGAGGCCGAGUACUACAGUGCCUCGCAGGGCUCUGAUUUCCAGCACCAGGGACUCUACCCACGGUCAAACUACAGCGAGCAGCCCUAUAGCUGUAGCAAUGCCCAGGGCUCUGCCGGGCAGCCGCGGGGUCACGGACAGGAGCAAUCCGGCCCGGCGAGCCACUUCCCCGGCCCGGCAGAGCAUUGUCCACCGCCUCCAAUGCCCAACCCGCGAGCCUGCAGCCAGCAGCCGGCCCUCAAACCCCCAAACGGCUCCGCAGUUAAGCAGCCAGCAGUAGUUUAUCCCUGGAUGAAGAAAGUCCAUGUUAACUCGGUGAAUCCCAAUUACAACGGAGGGGAACCUAAACGCUCCCGCACAGCUUACACCAGACAGCAAGUCCUAGAACUGGAAAAAGAAUUUCAUUUUAACAGGUACCUGACCAGGCGCCGCCGUAUCGAGAUAGCCCACACUUUGUGUCUCUCUGAGCGCCAGAUCAAGAUCUGGUUUCAGAACAGAAGAAUGAAGUGGAAAAAAGAUCACAAACUGCCCAACACGAAGGGCAGAUCUUCUUCCUCUGGUUCAAACCCCCAUUUACAAACUGGUUCCAAGGACCAUCAGACUGACUUGACAACUUUGUAGAAGAGGUGAAAUUUUCCAUUUCAUCCUUCGCUUCUGACCAGUACUGUACAUAAGUGACACUGCCCAAGCAGAACCUGCAUGUAGCAGCUAAGGACACGAGAAACUGUCAUCUUUCUUUAAGGUACUGUUGUACAAAGGAGACAAAAUGACGCUACUUUGGACUUUAUUUUAUUUGCCUCUGCUGGCACAACUUAAAAAAGGAAAAUAAAAAAAAAGGGGGGGGGAAAGAAAGAGAGAGGGAAAAACAAACAAACAAACCAUCAUGCAGGCAGUGGGAAUUGGGAAAAUAUUAAAUGAGACCUUCUGUCCUUAAAAAAUAAUAAAUCAUUGAAAGUGAAACUGUCCUGUGUUUCAGUUUUGAAUUCUGAAGUGAAGAUUGGAUGUUUUAUUCUGGGAUUUAUACUUUUAAUUGUCUUUUUGUCCCAUACAAUUUCAGGAGGAUGCAUUUUGGGCAAGUUGAGGACAGGAAAUUCAUAGCAUAGUCUUUUAUUCCAACAUAAAGACUAGUAAUUGUGAACUUCUUUUGUGCUGCUUUACCUUUCUCGGUGUAAUGAAAAUUUUUGCUCAUUUCCAUAACGUCUCAGAAAGUGUGCAUAGAAAUGAAGUGAAAACGGGUUAUUUUAUGUUCUGGUAAUGUUCGUGUAUUUAUUUAUUUGUUACAUAGAAGAAUGAAGACAAAAAGAAAAAUAGUCAAACCAAAAACGAGGAAGGGGAGCCGAAAUACAGUAUUUUUCCUUCCUAGUCUCAUGAACACAUAUGUAAUGUUUACUUGUCUUGAACGUACACAACUUUCUUGUCCCCCUCCCCCCCUUUUUUUUUCUUUUUCUUUUUUUUUUUUUUUUAAUUUCCUUCUUUGUGAAUAGGAAAACAGUCCCUGCUCCUUCCCGUGUGCCAUCCAGAGCUAACAGGCUUGAAAUCUGUUUCCAAAGUCUGCUCUGUUCAGCGCUGUGCUUUAAACCAUCGAUACCUCAUUUAAAAAUGGAAAGAGAAAAAGAAAA